AGGCCGCUCUGUACCUCUCGGUGGGCUUGCAGGGACCCUGUAGCAAAGCCCUGGAUGCUUGCAGCCGGUGCAAGUUUGCAAGCAGCUGGAGAGCGGUGGCUGGAGUCGGGGGGCGGUGGGCGUGGCCACGCUCCCUCCCAGGCAGUCCCGGGAAUGUUCUGAAAAGUAUCCAAAAGUUCUGAGUCGCGCGCGCGCGCGCCAAAAGAAAAGGCACAACCCCCCACCACUCCGGGCGUGGCGUGUCCAGACCUCGCCACUCCAGCUGCACCUCCGGCUACAGCGAACACGUCUCCUGCGCCUCCUCCUCCCGAGCCUCGCUGUCCGUCGGGUUCAUACCUCGCAGCAAUCACCAGGCGAGAGAGGCGGCCAGAGUGCUCGCAUUUCUCCUAGGGGCACCAUGCCCAACGACGAGGCAUUCAGCAAGCCCUCUACACCGUCGGAAGCCCCUCACGCCCCCGGGGCACCGCCGCAGGGCAAAGCCGGGGGGUUUGGCAAAGCGUCUGGGGCGCUAGUGGGGGCGGCCGGCGGUUCGAGCGCCGGGGGUAGCAGCGGCGGAGGCGGCUCCAGCUCCGGGGCGUCGGGCCUGGGUGCCGGGAGCAAGAAGUCCCCACGGCUGCCCAAGUGCGCACGCUGCAGGAACCACGGCUACGCGUCGCCGCUCAAGGGCCACAAGCGCUUCUGCAUGUGGCGGGACUGCCAGUGCAAAAAGUGCAACCUGAUCGCUGAGAGGCAGCGCGUGAUGGCCGCGCAGGUGGCCCUGAGAAGGCAGCAGGCCCAGGAGGAGGAACUGGGCAUCAGCCACCCCAUCCCACUGCCCAGUGCAGCCGAGCUCCUUGUCAAAAGAGAGAACAACGGCAGCAACCCGUGCCUCAUGACUGAGAGCAGUGGCCCCUCUCAGCCACCACCAGCCAGUGUCCCCACCACUGCAGCUUCAGAGGGACGUAUGGUCAUCCAGGAUAUUCCUGCUGUCACCAGCAGAGGGCACGUGGAGAACACACCUGACCUGGUUUCAGACUCCACCUACUACAGCAGCUUCUACCAGCCACCUCUGUUUCCUUACUACAACAAUCUAUACAACUACCCGCAGUACUCCAUGGCCUUGGCUGCUGAUUCUGCUUCUGGGGAGGUGGGAAAUCCCCUCGGGGGAUCCCCUGUGAAGAACAGCCUUCGGGGCCUCCCAGGACCUUAUGUGCCUGGUCAGACAGGAAACCAGUGGCAGAUGAAGAACAUGGAGAACCGCCAUGCAAUGAGCUCCCAGUACAGGAUGCAUUCUUACUACCCGCCUCCCUCUUACCUGGGCCAGAGCGUGCCCCAGUUCUUCACUUUCGAGGAUGCUCCCUCUUACCCGGAAGCCAGGGCGAGCGUAUUCUCGCCGCCCAGCAGUCAAGAUUCUGGCUUGGUUUCCCUCUCCAGCAGCUCUCCUAUUAGUAACGAGAGCACAAAGGCAGUGCUCGAAUGUGAGCCUGUGUCGGAGCCCAGCAGCUUCACAGUCACUCCUGUCAUCGAGGAGGACGAGUGAGCAGUGCCUGCUGCCGAUGGCGGUUCACUUGGAAUAACAGGCUUAUUCCACUUUCCAUGGGGUUUGUUAAUAUUUUGCAUUGACUCAUACUAUCUUAACUGUUGAGAACGUGUUUGGUUUAUAUUCCUUAGAGUUUAGUCCAGAGGCUGUAACACAUUUGUAAUACUUUAGGGUCUGUGACUACCAUCUGCACGAUUUCAGUGUUUUGCUCACAGAGUUUAAAUAAUAGUGUUCAUUUUUUAAAUGACACUGGUUUCAUGUAGUUUUCAAGAAAUAAGAUAAUUCAUUCAAGUGAAGCCAUUUGUGUGCCUCUAAAUGAGUCAUAAUUAGAUGUUACUUUUAGUUUUAAAAUGAAAUCUUAGGUGCCUUAGGGUUUUUUUUUUUUUAAGUAUUUUUUAAAAACUUGCAAAGAUAUAAAUUUAGCCAAGUUACCUGAUGGGUGAGAAAAAAAGAGCAGUCAAAUUAGUGAUUUUUAAGAAGUCUGCUAAAUGGAUAUAUUGUGUGUGUUGCUGUUGGAAAUAGCCCCACCCCAUCCUUCCAAUCCAAAACGUAACUGAAAUACAAUCAGAAACAUUAAAGCCUGUAAAAAAAAAAUUGCUGCGUUUUUGGUAAAGGGUGUAAUUUGAAAACAGUGCAAUUUAAAGUGACCUUAGUGAUGCAGCGUUCCUGAGUGGUGGUGUAGAAUUAGUUCAUCAUACAUUCUUUCCACUACUGGAAAAAAAUGGAUGCAAUUUAGACUGUUGUAACCUUAGGUUGUAAUCUGAUUUGGAAAUAAGUACAUCUUUAAAAGUUACUACAGAUUUGAGUUCAUUAUUUUGUUAAAAAUUGCUAUGCAGUACUUUGUUAUGUAACAGAAGCCAUCCUGAAAUGAAAGUAGUCUAAAAAAAAUUCAUUGUUCUGCUUAGUUGCAGCUGUACCUGAAAUAAAAAUGUUAUUGAUGACUGAA
This is a messenger RNA of Chlorocebus sabaeus (green monkey), 2465 nucleotides long. RefSeq names its product doublesex and mab-3 related transcription factor 1 (gene DMRT1). Gene Ontology annotation, cellular component: nucleus. NCBI's taxonomy places the organism in Eukaryota, Metazoa, Chordata, Mammalia, Primates, Cercopithecidae. Gene Ontology annotation, biological process: sex differentiation; regulation of transcription by RNA polymerase II. The record is from RefSeq and is a predicted model, not a curated record. Gene Ontology annotation, molecular function: RNA polymerase II cis-regulatory region sequence-specific DNA binding; DNA-binding transcription factor activity, RNA polymerase II-specific.